Osmia lignaria (orchard mason bee) is the source of this 1558-nucleotide messenger RNA. Its product is annotated as DNA fragmentation factor subunit alpha. Gene Ontology annotation, biological process: apoptotic process; regulation of apoptotic process. The record is from RefSeq and is a predicted model, not a curated record. Lineage: Eukaryota; Metazoa; Arthropoda; Insecta; Hymenoptera; Megachilidae.
AGAUUGCUUUCUUAGUUGUUAUCUAAAGCAAUAUGUCAGAAACAGCGGGUAUAUCGCAAGGAUUAGGAAAUCCUUACAAAAUUGUUGACCAUGCCAGAGAAAAACGAAAGGGAAUCACAGCUUCUUCCCUAAAAGAAUUAACUAGUAUUGCAAGGAGUCGCUUGUCUUUGCCUUUGGAUGCAGAACUUACAAUUGUUCUAGAACAAGAUGGAACGGAAGUAGACGAUGAAGAAUACUUUGCAACACUAGAAAGAAACACCAGUUUAAUGGUUCUCUAUGGAGAACAAAAGUGGGUAGCAGCAGGAAGCAGUAAAGCUGCUUCUCGUUAUAUUGUUGUUGAUGAUGUAGAUAAUAUAGAAGGUGGACAAAGAGAUGAAGUUAGAAGACGUCGGCCUCCAAUAGAGCCAUUAGUUUCAUCAUUGCAUGGUGAUCCAUCUCAUAUAUCAUUACUUGGUGGAAAUGAUUUAGAAUUACUUAGCGAUAUGGACCCAGACAGCUUAGCUGAUAUAGUGCCUGACAGAAUCUUCUUAGAACAAUUAAAAGAAGCCUCAGGCAGGUUUUUGGCCGAGAAACGACAAGCACAAGAAUCAAUGGCACUUCUUCAGAUGUAUGCAAGCAGUGGUGAGAUGGAGCGAGCGUAGGCCAUGUGGGGGGUGGGCGCCCUCACAUUGGCUAAUAUGUAUCGAGUGCGACGUCGCAUAUUUUAUAAAGGUCGCCAAUUACAACAAACCUUAAUCCUUUUCUGGAAUUGAGCCCAUCAUGUUUAUAGCAUAACAGUUUAUUGUGCCAUCUUUUACCAUCACGUUAUUCACAAAAAUUGAAUACUUACAUUGUCCAUGAAAACUUAAAAAUUCUUCUAUGCAGAAUUUUGAGUAAUGCAAUGGCAAAGAGACAUGUACAGAAACUAAAUUUCCAUCUUUCACCGAUGGCUAAAAAUUAUUUCCGAAAUGUUUGCAAGUAUUUAUUAAAUAUAUGAACCUUUAAAUUUAUUAGCAGAAAAAAAGUGUAUUAAAAGUUGAUGCUUGUCCAUAUUAUAAUUUUAUACAAUAAGAAUAUCUAAUUGUAUUUUUUGUUAAUAGUAAUUUGUUUUCUAGUCUUUUUGUUUUGUACGAAUCAGUGGUAUAUAUAUGCCAGUUUAAUGCUGUUUUGUAGAAUUUGGUAUAAGGAAUUGCUUCACUGCAAAAUGAGGUCUUAUAUACAUAUGCAUAGUUGUACACAUGCAAUUUAACUAUUAAAUAAUCUAAAUGUACUACAUACAAAAAUUAUAUAGGAAUAUCAUGUCACAGAAAACAUUCCGUCACGAUGUUGUCAUAUCAGUAUUACUAGAAAGACGACCUGUUUGAUUUACGAAGUUUUGUAUGUAGAAAUAUUAUACCAAGCUUUAGUUCAACGAAGAUUGAUGAAAUGUUUAAGACUGAAUUUAUAGAGAAAGAGUGCAUCCCCAUUACAAUCACCAAUUCAUUGAACACUAAAUUUAGUACUGUAGUAGAUAAAAAACAAUAUCAGCUCUUUGAUACCGAAGUUAUGCGUUUGAUAAAAAAAAUUGCAGGAAAAAAAA